UGGGUUUCCUUGAGGACCUUGGUGAGGUUUGGAGCAGUUCAGGGUCUCACCACUGCAGAGCGACGAGAAAAAUCCAACCAUGUCGGACGCGGUGAUCAGCUUUAUGAAGGACUUUUUGGCCGGUGGUAUUGCCGCUGCCAUCUCCAAAACAGCUGUUGCUCCCAUUGAGAGAGUCAAGUUAUUGCUGCAGGUCCAGCAUGCCAGCAAACAGAUCACCGCAGCGACACAGUACAAGGGAAUCAUGGACUGUGUUAUUAGAAUCCCCAAAGAACAGGGCUUUAUUUCCUUCUGGAGAGGCAACCUGGCCAAUGUGAUCCGUUACUUCCCCACCCAAGCGCUCAACUUCGCCUUCAAAGACAAGUACAAGAAGAUCUUCCUCGGUGGAGUGGAUCAAAAAACACAGUUCUGGCGUUAUUUUGCUGGAAACCUGGCAUCUGGUGGAGCUGCUGGUGCCACCUCCCUCUGCUUUGUGUACCCCCUUGACUUCGCCAGAACAAGGCUUGCUGCCGACAUUGGCAAGGGCUCAGCCGAGAGAGAGUUCACCGGUCUUGGAAACUGCAUCUCUAAGAUCUUCAAAACCGAUGGCAUCAAGGGUCUGUACCUCGGGUUCAACGUGUCUGUCCAGGGUAUCAUCAUCUACAGAGCGGCCUACUUCGGAUGCUUCGACACAGCUAAAGGUAUGCUGCCAGAUCCCAAAAACACGCACAUCGUUGUCAGCUGGAUGAUCGCCCAGACUGUCACCGCUGCAGCCGGUCUUGUCUCGUACCCCUUCGACACCGUCAGACGUCGUAUGAUGAUGCAGUCUGGACGCAAAGGAGCUGACAUCAUGUACAAGGGCACAAUUGAUUGCUGGAGGAAGAUCAUGAAGGACGAGGGAUCCAGAGCUUUCUUCAAGGGUGCCUGGUCCAACGUGAUCAGAGGCAUGGGUGGCGCCUUCGUGUUGGUGCUCUAUGAUGAGAUCAAGAAGUUCACAUAAACAUUCUAAUCUCCCACUCCACAAGGAAACCCUUCACAUUGCAUAUGUCUUAAUUCGUAAAAUAGAGUGAUAACAGCUUGUGGUGAAGUGCAAGGUAGGCAUGUACUCCUCGGAGACAGCCCAGGACAGAUAAGCAUAUUUGGCCUGGGUGAACAUGCCUCCUCUGGAAUCUGUAUAUAUAUCCCAUCUAAGAUGUGCAAAAAGGCACAGCUAGUCUUUCAGUAGGACAAGCUGGAUGCACUGUGGAAUUGCUGCAAGAAUUAUAUGCUGAUGCAAAGGAUGAAGUCACCGACCUUGCAUUUGCUCCUCUUACAAUUAGUCCAUCAUAUUACUGUCAAUUUGUACCAUUGCUGAGGCCCAUGUGUAAUG
This is a messenger RNA of Myripristis murdjan (pinecone soldierfish), 1345 nucleotides long. It is a transcript of the gene slc25a4, whose product is annotated as solute carrier family 25 member 4. Gene Ontology annotation, cellular component: mitochondrial inner membrane. Gene Ontology annotation, molecular function: ATP:ADP antiporter activity. The transcript is spliced from 4 exons. Gene Ontology annotation, biological process: negative regulation of mitochondrial outer membrane permeabilization involved in apoptotic signaling pathway; mitochondrial ADP transmembrane transport; mitochondrial ATP transmembrane transport. Bases 80 to 976 code for a protein of 298 amino acids. The record is from RefSeq and is a predicted model, not a curated record. Lineage: Eukaryota; Metazoa; Chordata; Actinopteri; Holocentriformes; Holocentridae.